Scutellospora calospora is the source of this 275-nucleotide messenger RNA. Lineage: Eukaryota; Fungi; Glomeromycota; Glomeromycetes; Diversisporales; Gigasporaceae. The record is from the annotation of a GenBank genome assembly.
AAUCAAAAAUCUUUUUGGAAACGGUUAUCAACAGUGACAACUAGACGGAGGAAACAAGGCUCAACUUCUUUAAAGGAUGCACUCCUAGAUUUAGAAUGCCGAGAGUUUUCAAGAAUGAUGACAAUAUUUGGAAUCUUUUCACAAUCUUCCAUACAUUCUAAUAUUAAGAAAACUGAAUAUUAUAAAAGUAUUCUUAUAUAUUUAAAAGAACUUUCUAUUUUACGUAGAUCUACAGUGGUUGCUUUUGAUUCGGUAUAUGCAUUUCCAAAUAUUAA